This is a messenger RNA of Lichtheimia ornata, 462 nucleotides long. RefSeq lists its product as uncharacterized. Gene Ontology annotation, biological process: positive regulation of DNA-templated transcription. Bases 1 to 462 code for a protein of 153 amino acids. Gene Ontology annotation, molecular function: transcription coactivator activity; chromatin DNA binding. NCBI's taxonomy places the organism in Eukaryota, Fungi, Mucoromycota, Mucoromycetes, Mucorales, Lichtheimiaceae. The record is from RefSeq and is a predicted model, not a curated record. The transcript is spliced from 5 exons. Gene Ontology annotation, cellular component: nucleus.
AUGAGUCUGAAUUGGGCAAUGCUUGCUCAAGACGAGCCUGUCUUGCUUCCCGGUGAACAUCAACACUUGUUUCGGCAACACGGCAUCAAAGCUAUACUCGAUUGUGAGACACCAGAUACCCGCUUCGAAGCAAAAGGAAAGCUUUAUGUAUCCAAUCAAAGAAUUGUCUUUGUAGCUCAACCAUCCACGCCAUCCCUCCAAACAUUGAACAUACCUCUGAGGAAUCUACGUAACUGGAAACUCGAACAACCAUGGUUCUCAGCCAACUACAUCACAUCCACAUUGAUCCCGGUGCCAGGAGGAGGGUUACCACGCGCUGGCAACCUUACAUUGACAUUUACUGAAGGAGGAGCCAUUGAAUUCACGAGUGUGUACCGCACCUUGUUGGAACGCCUUGCAGUGGAUGGAACAACUGAAGAGCCUUUACCAGCCUAUGAGCCGCCCCCCUAUUAUAACCCAUGA